AUGCUGUCCUAUUACGGGCUUACUAGAGAUGAUCGUUCUUGUGACAGGCUCAUUGUCACUAAAGCCCUGAGUGUCAAGUUGCAGGGCCGUUAUGUUGACAUAGUGAAGGCAUACCAGGAAAUAAGGUUUGUCACUUCCACACUUCACAGUGCCAGGGUGAAUGUCACUACAAUCCAUUCACGAGUCUAUCAAAAGGCUUUGGAAGUAGCCGGUAAGGUUAAUGUAGAAGAGAGCUUGCCAAGAACGACUGGACGUCAACAGCACCGCGGCAAUGUGCCUGCAUCUUCUGCAUCCGAUUACUACCGGAAACAGCUGACCAUCCCAAUGCUGGACCAUCUCAUCAAUGAAAUGGGUUACCGGUUUAGCGAAAGUUCUUCAGCUGUUGUUUCUCAAAUCACGCGUCUUUUGCCACCAUCCUUGGCAGUGAGUGACAACAUCUUGUCUUCAGCAGAUAUUCCCGACUUGGUCAAGAUGUAUGGCGAUGAUUUACCAGCCGCAGCUGCUCUGGAUACGGAGCUUCACAGCUGGACAGUGAAAUGGAGCGGGUCGGUACAGUUUGCAGCAGAUAAAGAUACACCCUCGAAGGUUCUCAACCAAAUCGACAAGGACUUCUUUCCAAAUGUUGGGCAGCUGUUAAAGAUAGCAUGCACACUCUCGGUAACAAGUGCGGAGUGCGAACGUUCCAUUAGCCGUCUGCGGUUUUUGAAAACUUGCAUGCGUAGCGGCAUGGGAGAGUCACGCUUGAAUGGCCUAACGCUGCUCCAUGUUCACCGGGAUAUCCCGUGUGAUGCUGAAGCCGUCGUGGAAGAAUUUGCAAAGCGAAACCCACGGCGGCUUCAGCUGUCCGAGUUUUGUUAGCAAUGGUUUGUUUGUUAAAUAGUUAUGUGAGAGAUCUGCCUUGAA
This is a messenger RNA of Corticium candelabrum, 903 nucleotides long. RefSeq names its product 52 kDa repressor of the inhibitor of the protein kinase-like. The transcript has a single exon. Bases 1 to 858 code for a protein of 285 amino acids. The record is from RefSeq and is a predicted model, not a curated record. Gene Ontology annotation, molecular function: protein dimerization activity. Lineage: Eukaryota; Metazoa; Porifera; Homoscleromorpha; Homosclerophorida; Plakinidae.